Messenger RNA from Aquila chrysaetos chrysaetos, 867 nucleotides. RefSeq names its product CUGBP Elav-like family member 4. The transcript has 8 exons. NCBI's taxonomy places the organism in Eukaryota, Metazoa, Chordata, Aves, Accipitriformes, Accipitridae. Gene Ontology annotation, cellular component: cytoplasm; nucleus; ribonucleoprotein complex. Gene Ontology annotation, molecular function: mRNA binding. The annotation marks the transcript as partial. The record is from RefSeq and is a predicted model, not a curated record. Gene Ontology annotation, biological process: regulation of alternative mRNA splicing, via spliceosome; mRNA splice site recognition.
GGAGCCUCUUCAAGCCUGGUGGUGAAGUUUGCAGAUACAGACAAGGAGCGUACAAUGAGACGCAUGCAGCAAAUGGCAGGACAAAUGGGCAUGUUCAACCCCAUGGCCAUCCAGUUUGGAGCAUAUGGCGCCUAUGCACAGGCACUGAUGCAGCAGCAAGCCGCGAUCAUGGCGUCGGUGGCGCAGGGCGGCUACCUGAACCCCAUGGCAGCCUUUGCUGCAGCCCAGAUGCAGCAGAUGGCGGCUCUGAACAUGAAUGGCCUGGCAGCCACCCCCAUGACACCAACCUCAGGUGGAAGCACGCCUCCUGGCAUAACUGCACCAGCUGUGCCUAGCAUCCCAUCUCCAAUUGGGGUGAAUGGUUUCACUGGCCUCCCGCCGCAGGCUAAUGGGCAGCCCGCCGCAGAAGCCGUGUUUGCUAAUGGCAUCCACCCUUACCCAGCACAGAGCCCCACUGCAGCAGACCCCUUGCAGCAAGCUUACGCUGGAGUGCAGCAGUAUGCAGGUCCUGCUUAUCCUGCUGCUUAUGGUCAGAUUAGCCAAGCGUUCCCACAGCCACCUCCCAUGAUCCCACAGCAACAGAGAGAAGGACCAGAGGGCUGUAACCUGUUUAUCUACCAUCUGCCCCAGGAGUUUGGGGAUGCUGAGCUGAUGCAGAUGUUCCUGCCUUUCGGUUUUGUGAGUUUUGACAAUCCUGCCAGUGCCCAAGCUGCUAUCCAGGCUAUGAAUGGCUUCCAGAUUGGCAUGAAGAGGCUGAAGGUGCAGCUGAAGAGGCCAAAGGAUGCUAAUCGUCCCUACUGAAGAGUUAUGGGAACCACUGGAUACAAAGCACUAGCACAGGGCAGCAGCUGAAUGAGCCACAUUUAG